AUGGCGUGGACCGUGUUGAAGGAGCUGCACGCCCCGAGCUCCGUUGUUGCAACGUUGAUGCUGGAAAGGGAGCUGUUCGCGUUGCGCCUGAGCGGGGGAGAGCCGGUGCAACCUGUCGUGGACAAGAUGCGCGAUCUCUACGCGAAGUUGGCGACCGCGGAAAUCACCUACCCGAAGUGCUUGAAGAUUCUCUCGCUGCUGCCUGGAUCGUGGCUUCAAUUCACGAGCGGAUUAAGCCUGCUGCAGAACCAGAUCUCGUGGACACUCGAGUGGGUGCGGACAAAGAUUCUGGAGGAGGACUUCUGUCGCCGCCAACUGAGGGGUGGAGACGACGGCAGCAGCGGCUAUGGAAUGCAAGGGAGCCGACGUGGCAGAGGACGUGGCUUCGGUGGUGCUGGACGCGGUGCAAAGAAGAACAACGACUCCAAUGACCAACAAGGAGGUACCGGUUGGGGUCGCGGUGCGAAAUCUGGAUGUGGGGGCAAGUCGGGUGUUGGUGGCAAAAUGAAAGGGAGUUGCUGGUAUUGUGAGAAGGAGGGGCACCCCUGCAACGGCGGCGCGGAAAAGAAGAAGGAGCGCACCGCGGGCCAGUUCUUCCAUAUUAGAGAUCAGGGGGAGCAAGGAGACGCCUCUGCCAAGGUUGGAGCAGAGCUGCACGCCCUGGACUAUUGGGUGUUGGACACAGGCGCUGCUUGGACGAUGACGCCGUGCAAGGACCUGCUGGACGACGUACGCGCUGCACCGAUCAACGAGGUGUGCUCUGCCUCUGGACACGCGCUGAAGGUGGCUGGUGCGGGACGAGCUGCGUUUAAGGGAGUGGAUGGCAAGCCCGUGGUGCUUCACGACGUUCUCCUCGUUCCUGAACUCAAGGCCAACCCCAUCUCCCUCCGUAAGUUUGGCAAGGCUGGGGUGAGCACUAGCACGGAUAGGGCACGCACUUACAAGGGGCAGCUGGGCAAUCGGGUGCUUUGGGAUCUGCACGAGAGCAAGAACGUGUACAGAUCCAUGUGGCAGCUGCCGGCGUUGGCGUAG
This is a messenger RNA of Closterium sp. Naga37s-1, 1032 nucleotides long. Lineage: Eukaryota; Viridiplantae; Streptophyta; Zygnematophyceae; Desmidiales; Closteriaceae. The record is from the annotation of a GenBank genome assembly.